UGGAUUUCCGCAAUACAUCCAGUAUGGCGAAGACUUACGACUAUUUGUUUAAACUGCUGUUAAUCGGAGAUUCGGGCGUCGGGAAGACCUGCGUGUUGUUCAGAUUUUCGGAGGAUGCCUUUAACUCGACUUUCAUUUCGACGAUAGGUAUCGAUUUCAAGAUCAGGACAAUAGAACUAGAUGGCAAGAAGAUCAAGUUACAGAUAUGGGACACAGCUGGACAGGAGCGUUUCAGAACCAUCACAACGGCGUAUUACAGAGGUGCAAUGGGUAUCAUGCUGGUUUAUGAUAUUACCAAUGAGAAAUCCUUUGACAACAUCAAGAACUGGAUCCGGAACAUAGAGGAGCAUGCAUCAGCAGAUGUAGAGAAAAUGAUUUUAGGGAACAAAUGUGACAUCAACGAGAAGAGGCAGGUGUCCAAAGACAGAGGGGAGAAGCUGGCGUUAGAAUACGGCAUCAAGUUCAUGGAGACGAGUGCGAAGUCUAAUAUCAACGUCGAAAACGCAUUCUUAACGCUCGCCAGAGACAUAAAAGCAAAGAUGGACAUGAAAUUGGAGGGUAACAAUCCUCAGGGCAGCAAUCAUGGAGUGAAAAUUACCACUGAACAGCAGAAAAAAAGCAGCUUCUUUCGCUGUGUGCUAUUGUGAAGACCAAGGCCUUACUGUCCACCACUCGUGGGCUGGACAUGACUGGACUGUGCUUUCCAUCUUAGCACUGCUUACUUUAUUUUAUCCUCUCUUUCUAGCUCUCAAGCCUUUGGGCAUUUGGAGUUCAUGGCUCCUCAAAGCUUCUUCAAUUGUCAUGUUUGCGAUUUAUACCGUUUCCUCUCGUUUGGAAGUGCAUUGGUUCUCCAGACCUGAGACGUCGCCUGAAUACUUCCACCAGUAUAAAUGUCCACCUAAGGAAGACCCUAUUACUCCAUCUUCGUUUUUAGCGUUCUGUUUUGAACGCACCACUGCCAGAAUCCAUCCAUUCCCUUCACAGUGACCUGGAAGUAGUGAUUCUUUUUCUGAGUCCGACCGCUGAGCGUAAGCUGAUGUAUUAAGCCAGUUUGAGAGUUCUAUGGAACAUUCUUUAUCAUUCCAUUUUAUUUUCAACCCUUGUGCAUUCUUUGACAAUCACAUGACCUUAUUGUAGGUAUAGCAAUGUUAUAUCCCAAUUAUUAAAACAGACCUAGUUUUUUCCUUUUUUUAAAGUAGCUUUUUUUCAGUUCCAGCCCUCUUGACUCAUCACAAAACUUUGCAAUUAACAUUUAAACUCUUGUACCGUGUCCUAACUAGAUGCAAUUUGAAAAGUUUCCAACGGCAAGCAAUUAUUUGUUCACACGGCGAAACGGCUGCACGACGUGACACAAUCGCAUCUAAGGUAUUGGCAGUCCUAAUAACAUGUAAUAUAACAUAUUGGAUGUUUAAAUGUGCUGUAAGCGAUUUCAGCUGUUUUACUUUCACAAGACUGAGCUGUUGAAUUAGCCACGCCCCUUUCCCACAAAACCCUGCACUCUAAAGAUACCAAAGGUGCUUUUUGAAGCUGACGUCGUGCAGAAAAGGUUGUUAAAAACAAAAGCAACAAAAUAGCGCCCUCAAGUGAUAACUGUUAUGAACAACAUGGCAUAAAAAUGGCAUUAAGGCUCAAUAAUUCUCCAUAACUACUGUACGACACUAUGAAAACACGCAAAAUGAUUGACAGGUUGAAAGCAUUUUUCUUUGGAGUCUAGAGCUGUCACAGAGACUAGUGAGAUUUCUCACGCCCCUUUUUUUUCAGAAAUAUCAAUCAGUUAGUAGUAAAUAUUUUGCAUACCUUUCCAGGAAAAAAAUCGCUUAUAGCACCUUUAACGUACAGUAAUGUGGGGUGUGAUUUUGGACCAUUAAGAUUUCACUGUGGGCAGAGUUACCCAGUGUAACGGCACAUAAUUAGAAGCCAAACGAUUAUCAAAAUGUCGCUCGCCUCAAAUGGCGAUCGAUUUGGACCAAAACUUAGAUGCACGUGGAAGAGCGAGCACUCAAAAAUCGUAUUUUUUGUCUAUUUUCAAAAUGUACACAUUUUAAUUGUAUACCCAAUUUCCAUGCAACUUAAUUGAUUUGAAUCAAAUUACAUUUAUAAAUGUAUAUUUACAUAUUAUGAUACAAUUGCAAUGUGUAAAUCUUAAAACAAGGAUUAAAUAUAUUGUUAAGUGAGCUUAUAUUGCUUGUUGCUUUAUUGCGUUGUACCAGGUUGGGACACGGUGUUGCGCAGUCUUGCAUUUACGACAUCGCGCAAUCUAGUUUUCGCAGACAUGGCUAAUAACGUUUUCAAACCAAACGAUCAUUAUAAACAUGUGAAAAACAUGCUUGUUUAUUCAUCACAACAUGUUUACUGCCUCGAUACAACUUACCUUGUUUUGCAAAUCAAAUUUUUUUUAAACAUGCGCAAGAAGUUAUUUCCAAAUAGUUCACUCUUGCAUGCAGUACAACGCUAGCGUUAGUUUAAUUAUUCCUUUAUAUAAAUCCCAAACUCAGCAUUUGCUUUAUUACAACCAGAUGACUUCAAACUUCCAAACUUCCCAAAUAAAAGUGUUCUUUGAUUUAACUUGAAUUGCAUUCAAAUUAGUAUAAUUAAACUGACAUUUUGCCCCUUUUAGGAUGUGGAAUUCCUGAGCUAGUAGUAUUAUUAACAAGUAUGCACAACCAAAACAAUGCAGGCCAGCCUAGAGAGGGCAUCUGUGCAACCUAGACAGCAGAAAAAGCACCGCCCAUGCAGAAUUGCGUGCACUUUAUCAGUAUCCUAUGUGUUGUGUAUAGUUUGUGCCGAGUGAUAGUUGUGCAUCAUAAAGACAGGUGAUCUGACGAAUUCAUGUUUAAUAAAGUUUAUUGGAAUAUUCUUAAUUUUAAAAAUCAUCUCCCUCCCCCUUCACCGGCAAAAGGAAUAUUUCUAGAGUUAUAUCUGUUCUCCUGACAGGAAGCCAAAGGUUAUAGUUUUAGGUGAUGCCUUGGCUGCAAAUGAUGCCGUUUUAAAUAAGUAGACUACUUCCAGUUCAUUUGUUUAUAUUGGUGAUGUAUUAUUAAGUAUCUGAAUUGCAGACUUGCAGUAUGUCUCUCAAAACCGGUUGAAGCAAGUUGAUGUCGCCAACACCAACGGAUUUGGUCCAUAUGACUAGGCUUAUCUACCUGGGAAAGAAAUCCACCAUUCUUGAAUUCCCACACAACUGAAAUGGCAAAGUAGAGGUGUUGUGCUUAAAACAAUUGCAAGAAAUGUAAUUUUAUUGAGCUAUUCUCAAAAGUAUUUUUGGAAGUCUUUCAUAUUUGAAGUUUACCCAUUUUGUGUAUAUGGGUUUGUGUUGGUGCAGUAGCGUACAACAGCAAUAGGUCACAAAAAGCGGCCAUUACUUUAGAGCGAAAGAACAACUCUUCCUCGUUGGCAAUGCAACAGGACGAAUCUCACAAAACCUGUUAAGAACAUGUCCAAGUCGUAUUUCACCCUAAAAUCAAUAGAAAUAUGAUGUUUUAUUUUGCAUAUAGAAAAUGAUUAUAUAUUUGUUUGUUUUUGGACCUGUAAGAUUUUGAACUUUUUUGACCAUAAGCACAUUUUCCUCUAAAUUCCAAUAGCUUUCUUAUUACUGUAAAGGGGCAAAAUGGUUGAAAAUAAAUAAUAAUGUAUUUUUAUAUAAAGUGGUGUACUGCCUUUAGUUUUUGCAAAUUCAUUAAAAUGGUGAAAAUCGUUAGUUUUUUUUUUUUACUGUUAUACGGUAAAAAAGACAUUAUAUUACAGUAAUGACAAUCUAAAGAGAAUCACCAUUGAGAAUUAGAAUUUUAAAUAAAAAUCAAAAGAAACAUUUUCAGAUGCAUUAUGGUAAAGCGAACUUGCUUAAAUGAGGGGUGCGUAAUUGCCAUUAUUUAUUUUUUACGGUUAAAUAUGAUCUGGACAUGUUUAUUUGAGAUUUACCCAAGAAUAUAAGCACAGUGUUUCAAUAUUUUACCAAGGAGGCAGAGACUCAUCUGUUCUCUUCCUGCGGUAUGACCCAUUCAAAUGGUCACACUCCUUGAUUUAUGUUUAAGACAUUUUUUUGCAAGCUUAAAGUGAUCGUUGUUCUUUCAAUGGAACACAAAAGGACGUCUUUCACUUACAGCAUUUGCAAUAUUUUCCAUACCAAAAAAUAAAUGAUAACUGAGAUCAUCGUUCCACCUAACAUCUCCUUCCGUGAUCCAUGGAAUAAAUGAAACAUACGGAACGUUUGGAACAACAUGAGAGCGGGUCUUUAUUUUUGGGUGUACUGUCCCUUUAAAUGUUAACCUUGAAAUGACUGUUUGCACCUUGUUCAUUUUUGUCCAGAAGGAGAUGAUCGUUUGGGUUCAUAUUUGUCAUAUUCUCUGAUAUUUAGAGUUGGGAAUGUGUCUGUUAAGUUGUCGCCCAGCUUCAUUCAUACUCCUCGCCGUUCUUUCCUUCCCUGAUCUGAUAUUGUAUACAAUUUGCCAUUUGUCUUAAUAA
This is a messenger RNA of Xyrauchen texanus (razorback sucker), 4461 nucleotides long. It is a transcript of the gene rab8a, whose product is annotated as RAB8A, member RAS oncogene family. Gene Ontology annotation, cellular component: trans-Golgi network transport vesicle; endosome; dendritic spine. Bases 24 to 647 code for a protein of 207 amino acids. Gene Ontology annotation, molecular function: GTPase activity; GTP binding. The transcript has 8 exons. NCBI's taxonomy places the organism in Eukaryota, Metazoa, Chordata, Actinopteri, Cypriniformes, Catostomidae. The record is from RefSeq and is a predicted model, not a curated record. Gene Ontology annotation, biological process: protein secretion; regulation of exocytosis; Golgi vesicle fusion to target membrane.